AUGGGCGACCAUAUCCUCUUCUGCUAUGGAACCCUAAUAGCACCACAAAUGCUUCACCGUGUAAUCCAUGGCAGCCCCAAUCCAGAACCCUGGCAAAAAGCACUCAUCCGCUUCCAACCCGCCCUCCUCCACGGCUAUCGACGCCAUCGAGUGCGGGGCGCAGAUUAUCCAGGCAUCGUGGCCGAGACAGACCCCAAGACUGAGUCUGAAUCCGCAGAGUCUGCCGUGCUAGGCGUUCUUGUCUACGGCCUCACAGACGGAGACAUAUAUCGCUUGGACAAGUACGAGGGGGGCGAGUACGUGAAAGAAACCGUCAACGUGCGGGCGUUGCGUACAUCGGUGCAAGACGGUGAUGUUGGUGGGGAGGAGAAGGUUGAGGAGGCUUCUUCGGAAUCGCAAUUGCGGGAUAUGCUUCGUGCAGCGGGGUCGAAUGUUGCUGAUGAAGGGGAUGAGGUGGUUGCUGCUACUUAUGUGUGGAUUGCGGGGAAGGAGAGGCUUGAGGAAGAGGAGUGGGAUUUUGAGACGUUUAGACGGGAUAAGCUUGCGUGGUGGGUUGGGGCGAGGGAGAGUGAGUGGUAG
Molecule: messenger RNA, 579 nt
Organism: Penicillium subrubescens
Lineage: Eukaryota; Fungi; Ascomycota; Eurotiomycetes; Eurotiales; Aspergillaceae
Product: gamma-glutamylcyclotransferase family protein
Exons: 2
Coding region: 1-579 (192 amino acids)
Source: RefSeq, a predicted model, not a curated record